Molecule: messenger RNA, 2133 nt
Organism: Strongyloides ratti
Lineage: Eukaryota; Metazoa; Nematoda; Chromadorea; Rhabditida; Strongyloididae
Product: Exocyst complex component 8
Exons: 3
Coding region: 1-2133 (710 amino acids)
Biological process (GO): intracellular protein localization; Golgi to plasma membrane transport; exocytosis
Cellular component (GO): exocyst
Source: RefSeq, a predicted model, not a curated record
AUGGAUGAUGAUGAUAUAUUUACAUCAGAAAAUUUUAAUGCAGCUAAUUAUAUAAGUAAUCAAUUAAGGGAUAUUAAUAUAAGUCAAGGAACAAAAAAACUUCAACAAUUUAGACAACAAUUACAAACUAUUGAUAAUGAAAGUGCUGAAGCCAUAAGAAAAAUAGUUUUUUCAAAUUAUAAAGAAUUUAUUGCUACUUCUAAAGAAAUUGCAAUUUUGGAGAGAGAAACGUAUAAUUUGACAAAUCUUUUAAAUGAACAAAAAAAAUUGAUUGAAAAUUUGAUGGAACAUAAUGAUCAAGAUAAGAUGAGUACAAGAUCUGUGUCUAUGAACACUCUUUCUGGAAACCAAAAUAGUCUUGUUCAAGUUAUUCUUCAGAAGAUGGAUGGAGUAGCAAGAAUUUUAAAUAGUCAAAAUGAAUCAAUAAAAAUUAUUCUUCAUGGAGAGGGAACUCUUAUAGAUCCUGAUACUCAUAAUCAAAUACAUUCGAUAAUGUUAGUUCUUUUAACAGAUAAACUUUUAGUUGGUUUUCCUUCACAUGGAGGAAAAUAUAAAUAUCAACUUCAUGCAUCAUAUCAAUUGUCAGGUUUAGCAGCAGUCAAUGUCAAGAAUAGAGGUGAACCAGAGAAUGCUGAUGCUUCACAGAAAGAUCGAAUGUUUAAAUUACUUGUCUUUCCAGACCAAUAUUAUAUUAUGUGUAAUACAGUAAGAUUAAAAAAAGAAUGGUUAGAAAAAAUUGAUUCAGCAAAAAAAGAAAAGUUACAUGAAUCUAAUCUUAUAAGACAAAAUACCAUAAGAGGUAGGAGAGCAUCAACAGCUGAAUUGGCAGCAAGAUUAGAAAAUAAGAUGAAUGAAAGAAAUGGCAAAUUAAGUCUUGUUCCUGAAGACGAUAGUAUUAAUUUGUUGGAUGACGAUGAUCAAGUAUGGCUAUCAGAAUUACCAAAUGAAUUGGAAGUAAUUAUAGGUCAAAGAAAUUUUGAACAAGCUGUUGAAAUGAUUUUAGAAUGGAAAAAUACAAAAUGUCGUGAUCCAGAAAUAAAUUCUCAAUUACAAGCUUGUGAAAGAAAAUUAGUUCAAAUAUUAAGUAAUGAUAUUCGUUCUGGUGCUUUACACGGUGGUCCUAAAGCAGUAAGAAAAAACAUAAAUCUUUUAACAAGUUUAGGUAGAAAAACUCAAGCUGUUGAUUUGUAUUUAAAAAGAAGAAGUGGAAUAUUACGUGGGAAUGCUCGUGAUCUUCAAGUUAGUGAAGAGCCACUAAGUUAUGUCAAGAAGUUAUGUUCUUUAUUUAUAACAGAUAUUAUGUCAGUUGCCAAUGAAUCUUUUAAUCAACCUCAAUACGCUCUUGUUCUUCAAUGGUGUUCGGGUGAAUUAUCUUUAUUAUUAUCAUUAAUAAGAAGGCAUGUCAUAGAAGUAGCCCCAACAAUGGCUGUAUGUGCUCAUACAUGGAGAAUUUUAAUAAAUCAAUGUGAUAAACUUGUUAACAUUGGUUUAGAUUUAUCUUUUGAAAUAAACAGACUUUUGAUACCAUCUUUAAAAGAAGCUUUAACAUCAAAUUUUGGAAAUAUUCUGGAGUCUAUUAAAUUAAGAAUAUCAGAAGAAAAAUGGAAAAUGUAUUCACUUGAAAGUGAUACAAAUUUAAACCGAUUUCUUGAAGAAAUGACAGAUCUUGAAAUGAGUAUAGAUUGGUCAGUUUCUCCAACUCAUCCAGCAUGUAUAAAUGUUACCCAGAAUGCCUGUCACUUUGCCAAAUCUGCAUACAUAGUAAGUAGAGAUUUUGGAUUAUUGGAUUCACCACAUAUACAUAAGUUAGGUGUUAAUUGUAUUUUAACAUUAUGGAAAGUUUUUCUCAAUCUUCUUUCUUCACAAAAUAUACCUGAUAAUGAUACAUCAAAAAUUGUUCAUAAAACAACAUGUCAAUUUAUUGUUUCACAAGUUUUACCUUUAUGUGAAAAUAUAUUUAGUUAUCAGUUACCUAAUGGACAAGGUAUGUUAUAUUUAUUAGUUAAAAACAACUACCCUUCUUUAAUAAGUUAUCUUCCGGAGCUAGAAAUUCCUAGAUCUGAUAAUGAAUCAACAAUUGAUUAUGAAGAUAACUUUGAUUGCAAUAAUAGUGAUGAUGUUGUUGAUAUUUAA